GCGCGGCGCGGUGCAACGCGGCUGGGGGACGGCUAUGGAGGACGAGCUGAGCUUUUCGGAUAUCUGCGGCGGCCGCCUGGCCCUGCAGCGCCGCUACUACUCUCCAACCUGCCGGGAGUUCUGCCUCAGCUGCCCUCGGCUCUCGCUGCGUUCGCUCACCGCUGUCACCUGCUCCGUGUGGUUAGCAGCCUACGGACUCUUCACCCUCUGUGAGAACAGCAUGAUUCUCUCUGCUGCCAUCUUCAUCAUCCUCUUAGGCCUGCUUGGUUACCUCCAUUUUGUGAAGAUCGAUCAGGAGACUCUGUUAAUCAUUGACUCCCUGGGCAUCCAGAUGACAUCAUCCUAUGCCUCAGGCAAAGAAAGCACCACUUUCAUUGAAAUGGGCAAAGUGAAGGAUAUUAUCAUCAAUGAGGCUAUUUACAUGCAAAAGGUGAUUUACUACCUCUGCAUUUUAUUGAAGGAUCCAGUGGAACCACAUGGUAUAUCCCAAGUAGUACCUGUCUUCCAGAGUGCCAAGCCCCGGCUGGACUGCUUGAUUGAAGUGUACAGGAGCUGCCAGGAGAUCCUGGCACACCAGAAAGCCACAUCCACAAGCCCAUGA
Messenger RNA from Chrysochloris asiatica (Cape golden mole), 601 nucleotides. It is a transcript of the gene PIGH, whose product is annotated as phosphatidylinositol glycan anchor biosynthesis, class H. Gene Ontology annotation, biological process: GPI anchor biosynthetic process. NCBI's taxonomy places the organism in Eukaryota, Metazoa, Chordata, Mammalia, Afrosoricida, Chrysochloridae. The record is from RefSeq and is a predicted model, not a curated record. The coding region runs from base 35 to 601 and encodes 188 amino acids. Gene Ontology annotation, cellular component: glycosylphosphatidylinositol-N-acetylglucosaminyltransferase (GPI-GnT) complex. The transcript is spliced from 4 exons.